ACUUCAUUUCUUCAAUAGCAUGUCCUUGGAGGCAUUCCAUUACGAACCAACCAGACAUGGCCGAUUUUAUGGACGAUGAAAAUUACUUUAUAGCUCCCGCUGAAAACGAGCUUAAUGAAUACGACAUGCUGACGAAGGUGACUGAUACGUCGGCGGCUCAAGCGCGGAGAGGCAAGGACAUACAGGGGAUUCCGUGGGAGAGUUUGAAUAUAACGAGGGAGAGUUACAGAUUGACGAGGCUUCAGCAGUACAAGAAUUAUGAGAACGUUCCUUCAUCUGGUGAAGCUGUGGACAAGGAAUGCAAACAAACGCAAAAAAGUGGAAACUAUUAUGAGUUUUUUCAUAACACCAGAUUGGUUAAGCCUACUAUUCUUCAUUUCCAGCUCAGGAACUUGGUCUGGGCUACUUCGAAACAUGAUGUUUACCUCAUGUCCAAUUAUUCAGUCAUGCAUUGGUCAACAGUGUCUUCCAAUUUGUCGGAGAUUCUCAAUUUCGCAGGACAUAUAGCCCCUAAUGAGAAACAUGCGGGGAGUUUAUUAGAAGGUUUUACGCAAACGCAGAUAAGCACUCUGGCAGUGAAGGAUAAUUUUAUGGUUGCAGGCGGUUUCCAAGGAGAGCUAAUUUGCAAGCGCUUGGAUAAGCUUGGAGUAAGCUUUUGUACCCGGAUGACUUGUGAUGAUAAUUCCAUAACAAAUGCUGUUGAGAUAUAUGACAGUGCGAGGGGUGGGACCCAUUUAAUGGCAUCCAACAAUGACUCUGGUGUAAGAGAAUAUGAUAUGGCGAGAUUUCAGCUUUUAAAUCACUACCGUUUCCCUUGGCCAGUGAAUCAUACAUCAAUGAGUCCUGAUUGCAAGAUUUUUGUUGUUGUUGGAGAUCACAAAGAUGCAUUGCUUAUUGAUUCACAAAAUGGGAAGACUGUUGCCACAGUGGUUGGUCACCAGGAUUACUCUUUUGCAUCUUCAUGGCACCCAGAUGGACGCAUUUUUGCUACAGGGAAUCAGGAUAAGACCUGCCGAGUAUGGGAUAUAAGGAAGCUGUCUGUGCCAGUUGCAACUCUUAAAGGAAACUUAGGGGCCAUCCGAUCAGUUCGCUUCUCAUCGGAUGGACAGUUCAUGGUCGUUGCCGAACCUGCAGACUUUGUGCAUGUGUAUAGUACCAAGGGAGAUUUCAAAAUGCAGCAAGAGAUAGAUUUCUUCGGUGAGAUAUCGGGAGUAUCUCUUAGUCCAGAUGACGAGUCUUUAUUUAUAGGAAUAUGGGACAGGACUUAUGCUAGUUUACUUCAGUAUAAUAAGAGGCACACCUAUGGAUAUCUUGAUUCUUAUUUGUAAUUUUGAUGAUAUAAGCGGAUCCUCUCUUACUUUUACUUUUACCCGUCCUUUUUUUUUACAUCAUCCUUUGCUAUUUUGUAAGGCAGUUUGUUUGAAAUCAAAGUUGUUUGUAGAAAUAAGUUAAUUUUUUGUUAUAACUUUGAAUAUAUGGGUUAAUUACAUGUC
Messenger RNA from Pistacia vera, 1493 nucleotides. RefSeq lists its product as uncharacterized. Lineage: Eukaryota; Viridiplantae; Streptophyta; Magnoliopsida; Sapindales; Anacardiaceae. The record is from RefSeq and is a predicted model, not a curated record. Bases 57 to 1328 code for a protein of 423 amino acids. Gene Ontology annotation, molecular function: protein binding. The transcript is spliced from 9 exons.